CCCCUCUCCCCGCCCGGAUUAGUGGCAGCUUGGCCUGACUCUCCGGGGCUCCUUCCCCCGCCCCCGCCUGCUGCCCUCCCCUGGGCAGGGGGCUGUUCCACCCGAGGGGCACUGUGCUUGCCCAGGGUGCUGGAGGAGGAAACCGGCGGAGCAGCUUCCCCACUCUCAGUUGCGCGUCUGGCGAUGGCGAUGAGAGGUCUUGCUGCGCUGUCCGCCGCGCUCUCCCUCCAUUAGCCGCGCUGCGCCGUGCUGCGCCCUCUCUGGUGCCUCUCUCCUGGGACCCGGGAUCGGGCCCCCCUUCCAGGCACGACCCCCUCCCCCGGCCCUUCGGCCUUUCCCCCGACUCGGCCGUUUCCGACCCGGGGCGCACGUUCCCCCCGGCCCGGCUCCCACUCUCCCUCCGGGGGCACCCGCUCCCUAGCCCCGGCCCGGCCCUCCCCGCGGCGCAGCACGGAGUCUCGGCGUCCCAUGGCGCAACCCACGGCCUCGGCCCAGAAGCUGGUGCGGCCAAUCCGCGCCGUGUGCCGCAUCCUGCAAAUCCCGGAAUCCGACCCCUCUAACCUGCGGCCCUAGAGCGCCCCCGCCGC
Molecule: messenger RNA, 587 nt
Organism: Felis catus (domestic cat)
Lineage: Eukaryota; Metazoa; Chordata; Mammalia; Carnivora; Felidae
Gene: HRURF
Product: HR upstream open reading frame
Exons: 2
Coding region: 469-573 (34 amino acids)
Source: RefSeq, a predicted model, not a curated record